Molecule: messenger RNA, 752 nt
Organism: Ceratosolen solmsi marchali
Lineage: Eukaryota; Metazoa; Arthropoda; Insecta; Hymenoptera; Agaonidae
Gene: cni
Product: protein cornichon
Exons: 4
Coding region: 187-618 (143 amino acids)
Biological process (GO): vesicle-mediated transport
Source: RefSeq, a predicted model, not a curated record
AUCAUUAAAUUCAUAAGAUUUUAAUGAGCAUGCAGCUGCAUAAUCCUUAAAUACCAUCCAUCCAUGCUUAUAAAUUAUUUAAAAUAUAGAUGUAUCGUGACUCAGAGUUAAAUUUGAAAUGUGACAUCGGCCAAACAGCAAUGACGGCGCAUUUGUUGUCCGUUCAAUAUUUUCACUUCGUAAAAAAUGGCGUUUAGCUUACCCGCGUUUUCUUAUGUUGUUGCAUUAAUUGUUGACGCUAUUCUUAUAUUUUUUGCCAUCUUCCACGUUAUAGCUUUUGACGAGCUUAAAACGGAAUUCAAAAAUCCUAUCGAUCAUUGUAAUAGUUUAAAUCCAUUAGUACUUCCAGAAUAUGGUAUACAUAUUUUUAUAAAUUUAUUAUUUCUGAUUACCGGGGAAUGGAUGUCAUUAAUUCUCAAUGUUCCACUUAUUGCUUACCAUAUAAAUAGGUAUCGAAAUAGGCCUGUAAUGGCAAGAACAGGCUUAUAUGAUCCUACGAGUAUAAUGAAUCUGCAUGAUUUAAAUACAUGUCAACGAGAGGGAUGGGUUAAACUAGCAUUUUAUCUUCUUUCAUUUUUUUAUUAUUUAUACGGAAUGAUUAGUUCAUUGAUUCAUUAAAAUAUAAAUAUUACCAUUGAUCUCAUCUUUGUGUUACCAAUGAGGGUAAUAAAAUAAACAGUGUUUUUUUUUUUUUUUUUCCCACAAACUGAUAAUGUUUAUGCUAUAUUUGUAAAUAUCAUUGGUACGUCUUA